UAAUAUGCCGUACAAUUUGUAAGUUUCCCGGUGAUCAAACCGACUAAGCCAUGAUUAUAAAUUAAGUCGGUUUGUCAUUCAGGUUUUAAUUUUUCUUUAUUUGAUUAUAAUUCAUUUAUGAAAUAUUAUUUUAAUCAAAUUUUUUUCAAUAACAGCCAAAAUAACAUGUCUUCAAGCUUUGCAAAAAUAAUCAUUGAUCCACUUCCUGGAACCGAUGAAUAUGAAUCGGGUCUAAAGAUCUUCUUAAGAAUUUGUAGAUAUUUAAAUCCGUAUAAUCUUCUCAAAUUGUCAUGUGUAUGUAAAAAAUUUAAUGCAUUAUUGUGUUCAGAAAGAUAUUCUAUUUCGUGCUUGUGGGAACAAUCUCGGAUAGACUUUACGCCAUUUGGAAGUAUGAAAUGUCCCGAAGACAUGUCAAAUCGAGAAUUUACCAAACUUUUGUGUAUCGAAAACGGAUGCCAAAAUUGCUGGAAUAAAAAUGUUAGAAUCUGCAUUUAUUGGAUUCCAAGAGUUCGCUUAUGUGAAUCUUGUUUACUUUUGCUAGUCAUCUCCAAGAAAGAACUGGAACAAAAAUGGAUAGUUGCCCCUGAACUGAUUAAUGUAAUUCCACCGGUAUUUCAUGAAGAUCCUUGGAAUGAGGGUAAUCCUUGGGAUGAAAGUAAAAAAAGUUAUUGGAUAUCUCAUGUAUAUGAAAUUCAAUCUGAAUAUUGCACUUUGAAGUCAAACGAUGAAAAAAGUUUUUUGCUGUCAGAGAGAAAAUGUAAAUUAAACGAAUUAAUGAAUUUUAGUCGUAUACAACAUGAACUUACCCUAAGUUGUAUCAGAACAAGUUGAAAGCAAGAUUACUAUCACUCUUGUAGACAAAUUGAAGAAAUGUAUCUAUUAGAAGAAUUAUUCAAAGAUUAUGAUUUAAAUUCAGAUAUUUGGUCUUAUUGGUCUAGUAUAGAUUUAUAUCAUAAGGUGGCGAUCUCUAAUUUAAUUGUGCAACAAGAGCCGAAUUUUCAGUGUAACGUGUCAAUUUGGUAAAAUAUAAAUGCUUUAAAUGCAUGCUUCCGUUAUUAUUAUAUUUUUUUUUUCUUUUUCUAAAAAUUAAAA
Molecule: messenger RNA, 1092 nt
Organism: Rhizophagus irregularis DAOM 181602=DAOM 197198
Lineage: Eukaryota; Fungi; Glomeromycota; Glomeromycetes; Glomerales; Glomeraceae
Molecular function (GO): protein binding
Source: RefSeq, a predicted model, not a curated record